UAAAAAAAAUCGGAAUAAUUUUGAAAACGCGAAUCGAAAACGGGAAAAACGUGGAGAUGUGACACAUAUGGCAUAGAUGACAAUUUAUAUGCAUGGCACGGAAGUAACUCUAUAUUUACGCGUCUUUUUUUUUUUCUUAAAAAAAGAAAAAAAGCCUAAUUUCAUAAUGGUAAAUAAUUCAAUCAACAUUCAUGAACAAGAAGAGAGUGAUAACGAAGAAUCAAGUGAAGAAUUUUAUCAAUAUCGUUUUGUAUCUCAAAACACGGUUGAUAAACGCUGGAAGACCUUAAGUACAAAGUCGAGACAACAUAUUCAUGAUUUGGUAUUGAACUCUAUUCCUACCGUGCUGAAUAACACUCGCGGUACUAAGAGGAAGGCUAAUUUGCGAGAUUUGUUAGACAAACUUAUAACAAAAAUUGACGAAAAAUUGGAAACACUUCAAGUUCCGAAAACUUCAAAAACUGUCAAUUUUGAUUAUGACAAACUUCAUUCUCAAAAUCGAUCACUGGAAUUGACACUUGCUCAAGAAUUAGAUCAGAUCAGCCAAAUGGAAAUGCAACUUGAACAUGAGAAACAGCUUUUGCAUGAAGAUACGAAGAGUUUGACUAAAUUCCGUAGUGACAAGAAAGCCGUGGAUAGUCGAAAUAAAAUGCUUCAACGGAAUAAGCUUCAUCCUUUAUUGAAAGAAGAAUUGGGAGAAGCGGUUGAAAUUGAUGAAGAAUUAAUCAAGAGUCAAUUUAAACUAUCGAAAAAUAAAUCAUAUGAUCCUGAAAAAGAUGAUCAACUUUGUGAGAUUGAAAAAUCUCUUUCCUUACACUUACGAUCAAUCGAAAAGACUACUCAACCAAUCGAUGAUUUAGUAUAUGAGGUUGAAGAAGCUGGGAAAUGUUUAUUACAAUUAAUGAAAAAUUCGGGCUUGGAAGAUAAAUUGAUUGAUAAAGUUUUUUUGUAGUCGUUUCUUAAUAAAUAAAUA
Rhizophagus irregularis DAOM 181602=DAOM 197198 is the source of this 973-nucleotide messenger RNA. RefSeq lists its product as uncharacterized. NCBI's taxonomy places the organism in Eukaryota, Fungi, Glomeromycota, Glomeromycetes, Glomerales, Glomeraceae. The record is from RefSeq and is a predicted model, not a curated record.